Messenger RNA from Tripterygium wilfordii, 782 nucleotides. RefSeq names its product 40S ribosomal protein S18-like. Gene Ontology annotation, cellular component: small ribosomal subunit; ribosome; cytosol. Gene Ontology annotation, molecular function: RNA binding; structural constituent of ribosome. Gene Ontology annotation, biological process: translation. The record is from RefSeq and is a predicted model, not a curated record. The coding region runs from base 109 to 567 and encodes 152 amino acids. NCBI's taxonomy places the organism in Eukaryota, Viridiplantae, Streptophyta, Magnoliopsida, Celastrales, Celastraceae. The transcript has 4 exons.
GUUCGCACUCUAGGGUUUUUGGUCGCUACAAAAGAGCACAACCUCCUACAUUCUCUCUCGCAAGCAAGAGACCUGCAAUCGCACAGUCGCAAAACAAGCUGAGAAGCUAUGUCGUUGGUGGCAAACGAGGAGUUUCAACAUAUACUUCGUGUGCUGAACACGAACGUUGAUGGAAAGCAGAAGAUCAUGUUUGCCCUAACCUCCAUCAAAGGGAUCGGUCGCCGCUUCGCCAACAUCGUGUGCAAGAAAGCUGAUGUUGACAUGAGCAAGAGAGCUGGUGAGCUAACUGCUGCUGAGCUGGAGAACUUGAUGGUGGUUGUAGCCAAUCCGCGGCAGUUCAAGAUCCCUGAUUGGUUCCUUAACAGGCAGAAGGAUUACAAGGAUGGAAAAUAUUCUCAAGUUGUCUCAAAUGCAUUGGACAUGAAGCUUAGGGAUGAUCUUGAGCGUUUGAAGAAGAUCAGGAACCACCGUGGUCUUAGACACUACUGGGGUCUUCGAGUGCGUGGUCAGCACACCAAGACAACUGGCCGCAGGGGGAAGACUGUUGGUGUCUCAAAGAAGCGUUAAAUUAUGCCUCUUUGUAUUAAUUUGAUGUCUCCCUCCCGCAACAAAUUUUGUUUUAUUUUUAGGUUUUACAAGUCUAGGGCGGAAGGGAUGCAGUAAUUUUGUGGUGGUAGGGUUGGCAUCAGAUAUCUUGAUAUCAAUACCUUAUGUUGACUGCUUAAUCUUUCUUUUCAAGAUUUUAUUAUAAUGUUCUGCAUUGCAUUAGCUGAUUACUAUUU